GCUGCAUACAUUCCAAAGACAGACUUAGUUAAUCUGUGGCAAGUUGCUCUGGUGCUCACAGUCACUUGUACAAGCCACUGGCUUGUUUCAACUUCCCACAACUUAGGCGCAUUCUUCUGAUCUUGUUUCAGAUAAUUCAUAGUGCAAAAGCAAUUCGAACAGGUUUUCUUUUUAGUUCCAACAAGUGGAAAGACGUUCUCUAGAAGAGAAUUCUCUUGUUUCCACUAAUUAAGACUCGGCCAAGUUGAGCUUAAAAUGAAGCAUUCUCGCGUCUCGUUACUAGUAUUUGGUAUUUCUUUCAUUUGCCUCUUCCUUUGCAUCCAAGCUAGGCGGCAUUACCAUGCACAACACCACAAGCAUAGUCAUCUUCACAAAUCAUCAACCAUUUCAGAACCUCCCACUCCUCCACCUGAACCUGCCUCUCCUCCACCUGAACCUGCCUCUCCUCCACCCGUGCCUGCCUCUCCUCCACCUGAACCUGCCUCUCCUCCACCCGUGCCUGCCUCUCCUCCACCCUUGCCUGCUAAUCCAUCUGGCGGGAGUGGCAACUCUAGUGGAGUUUUUGAUGUACGAAGUUUUGGGGCUAUUGGUGAUGGCAUAACAGAUGAUACGGACGCGUUCAAGAUGGCAUGGGACGCAGCCUGCAACCAAGAUGAUUCUGCUGUCAUCCUUGUUCCUUAUGGUUUCGCAUUCAUGAUCCAAUCUACAAUUUUCACUGGUCCUUGUCAAGGUGGCCUAGUUUUUCAGGUUGAUGGGACUCUUAUGCCACCUGACGGACCUGACUCUUGGCCACAGAAGAACAGCAGGCGUCAAUGGCUUGUAUUUUACAGAAUCAACGAAAUGUCACUUCUAGGAGGUGGUGUGAUAGAUGGCAGAGGAGAGAAAUGGUGGGAUCUUCCUUGUAAACCCCACAAGGGAAUAAAUGGAACAACAAUGCCUGGACCAUGUGAUAGUCCAAUUGCCAUAAGGUUCUUCAUGAGCUCAAACUUAACCGUGCAAGGACUUAAAAUCAAGAAUAGCCCGCAGUUCAACUUCAGAUUUGACAACUGCAAGAAUGUUCAUGUCGAAUCAAUUCACAUUACUGCUCCUGCUUUAAGUCCCAACACAGAUGGAAUUCACAUAGAGAACACCAAUGGUGUGGAAAUAUAUAAUUCAGUGAUCUCUAAUGGCGAUGAUUGUGUAUCAAUCGGGUCAGGUUGUUAUGAUGUGGACAUAAGGAACAUUACAUGUGGACCGGGUCAUGGAAUCAGCAUCGGGAGUCUAGGAAAUCACAAUUCCCGAGCCUGUGUUUCCAAUAUCACAGUCAGGGAUUCGGUGAUUAGAGUCUCGGAUAAUGGAGUAAGGAUCAAGACAUGGCAAGGUGGAUCAGGAGCAGUAUCAGGAAUAACAUUCAGUAAUAUUCACAUGGACAAUGUCAGGAAUCCGAUAAUAAUUGACCAAUUCUACUGCCUCAGCAAGGGAUGCACCAACCAAACAUCUGCUCUUUCAGUAUCAGACAUUCUCUACGAAAACAUAAAAGGAACUUACAACAUUCGAAGCCCACCAAUGCAUUUCGCCUGUAGUGACUCAGUACCAUGUACCAACUUAACACUCUCAGAUGUUGAGCUUCUUCCUGCUGAAGGAGAUUUAGUACUGGAUCCAUAUUGUUGGAAUGCAUAUGGGAAUUUCCGAACUCUAACUAUUCCUCCAGUUUCUUGCUUGAUGGAGGGCAUUCCCAGAUCCAACCUGAAUAAUGAAAUGGAUUAUUGUUGAGCUGCUAGAUUCAUAUGUAAAGUGAUUUCCAUAUUAUAUAUGCAUUUAUAUAAUUGAAAGAGAAACCAUGAACGUGGAGUGGCGUAUUUUGAUCUUCUCCUCAAAUAUAUUAUAAGACAAGUUUAGUUCUUCAA
Populus nigra (black poplar) is the source of this 1886-nucleotide messenger RNA. RefSeq names its product polygalacturonase At1g48100-like. Gene Ontology annotation, molecular function: polygalacturonase activity. NCBI's taxonomy places the organism in Eukaryota, Viridiplantae, Streptophyta, Magnoliopsida, Malpighiales, Salicaceae. The record is from RefSeq and is a predicted model, not a curated record. The transcript is spliced from 6 exons. Gene Ontology annotation, biological process: carbohydrate metabolic process. The coding region runs from base 256 to 1752 and encodes 498 amino acids.